This is a messenger RNA of Acinonyx jubatus (cheetah), 4359 nucleotides long. RefSeq names its product cyclin D1 (gene CCND1). The transcript has 5 exons. The record is from RefSeq and is a predicted model, not a curated record. Gene Ontology annotation, cellular component: nucleus; cyclin-dependent protein kinase holoenzyme complex; cytoplasm. Gene Ontology annotation, biological process: mitotic cell cycle phase transition; positive regulation of G1/S transition of mitotic cell cycle; regulation of cyclin-dependent protein serine/threonine kinase activity. Bases 227 to 1114 code for a protein of 295 amino acids. Gene Ontology annotation, molecular function: cyclin-dependent protein serine/threonine kinase regulator activity. Lineage: Eukaryota; Metazoa; Chordata; Mammalia; Carnivora; Felidae.
UUAACAACAGUAACGUCACACGGACUACAGGGGAGUUUUGUUGGAAGUUGCAAAGUCCUGGAGCCUCCAGAGGGCUGUCGGCGCAGUAGCAGCGAGCAGCAGCGUCCGCGCGCUCCGGCGAGGGGCAGACGAGCUCGAGGGAGCGCGGGACAGCGGGAGCUAAAGCCGAGCGCGGACCGACCCGGGACCCACCGCCGUCCCCAGGCCGCCCAGCAGAGCCCCAGCCAUGGCACACCAACUCUUAUGCUGCGAGGUGGAGACCAUCCGCCGGGCGUACCCCGAUGCCAACCUCCUCAACGACCGGGUGCUGCGGGCCAUGCUCAAGGCGGAGGAGACCUGCGCGCCCUCGGUGUCCUACUUCAAGUGUGUGCAGAAGGAGAUCCUGCCGUCCAUGCGGAAGAUCGUGGCCACCUGGAUGCUGGAGGUCUGUGAGGAGCAGAAGUGCGAGGAAGAGGUCUUCCCGCUGGCCAUGAACUACCUGGACCGCUUCCUGUCGCUGGAGCCCGUGAAAAAGAGCCGCCUGCAGCUGCUGGGGGCCACCUGCAUGUUCGUGGCCUCCAAGAUGAAGGAGACCAUUCCCCUGACGGCCGAGAAGCUGUGCAUCUACACUGACAACUCCAUCCGGCCCGACGAGCUGCUGCAAAUGGAGCUGGUCCUGGUGAACAAGCUCAAGUGGAACCUGGCCGCGAUGACCCCGCACGAUUUCAUCGAGCACUUCCUCUCCAAAAUGCCCGUGGCCGAGGAGAACAAACAGAUCAUCCGGAAGCACGCGCAGACCUUCGUCGCCCUCUGUGCCACAGACGUGAAGUUCAUUUCCAACCCGCCUUCCAUGGUGGCAGCGGGGAGCGUGCUGGCCGCGGUGCAAGGCCUGCCCCUGGGGAGCUCCAACAGCGUCCUGUCCUGUCCGCGCCUCACCCGGUUCCUCUCCAAAGUGAUCAAGUGUGACGCGGACUGUCUCCGGGCGUGCCAGGAGCAAAUCGAGGCCCUGCUGGAGUCCAGCCUGCGCCAGGCCCAGCAGCAGAGCCUAGACCCCAAGGCGGCGGAGGAGGAGGAGGAGGAGGAGGAGGCCGACCUGGCCUGCACACCCACCGACGUUCGAGACGUGAACAUUUGAGGGCGCGCGUGCGUGGCGCGGGAGGGGCCGGCCCCGGGUGCUCCCUGGACAGGACCGCUCCUCGCCAGGACCGGUCACAACCAGAAGGGAAAGCUUCCUUCUCCUUUACUGUCGGUUUUUUUCCUUUGCUCUUUCUCCCUUCCGUCUCUGACAUAAGCAAAAGAAAAAAAAAGUAUCCGAGAAGCUGUCUUAAAAAAAAAAAAAAAAAGAAAAGAAAAAAAAAAGGAGAGAAAAAAAAAUAGUAUUUGCAUAACCCUGAGCUGGGGGGAGGGGGUGGGGGGAGGCUGUGCUACAAAAAUAGAGAACCUUAUACCCCAUAAUCAACUAGGUCGUAUGCGAACGUGUUUGUGUCUCUGUGUCGUAAGGAUAGGCAUUAACACAAGGAACAAGUCUGCAGGGGAGGAUUAGAUUUGAUUCUUUCUGUGUUUAAAACAAAACGACGGCAAAAAAAAAAAAAAAAAAAAAGCAUGAAAACACGGUAAAAACGAAAGAAAAGCCAAGAAACCAUUUCUGAAGCGGAAGAGGGUCGUAGGUAGCAAACGUGUUCGUGUGCUGUUCUGAAGGAGCACAGCUUUAAGGCGGUUCUAGGCGUCCCACAGCUCGCUUGCUUGGGCAUGUAGUCACUUUAUGAGUAAGUCACUUGUGCGCGUUCAUUUUAUUCCGUAGGUAGGCGCGUAACCUCCUCACCGGUCAGUGGCUGGCGUAGCCUCGGUUAGCGUAGCGUAGAGCUCAGCACGGCCGCGUGCUGACCCUCCCUCCGCCUGUGGCCCGACCCGGGGCGGGUGGCCGGGCACCGGCCGGCGUGGCGGCCACAGAAAUCCAGCUCCGACUCCUGGCCUGCGCUACUGUAAAAGAGAACCCGCCACCGCGACGUAAUAUAUUCUAUUUUUAUAAUCUUCAUAUUUUUGUAGUGGCCUGUUUAGGAGAUGCCGGUUUCUCACCCCACAGACCCACAGCCUGCUCACAUCCAGGUGAAAUCCACGGCUCCUUUCCCCACCCCCCCUUCUCAAUAUUCUAGAACCAUUUCUCCUCUUUAAUGUUCUAGAACUCUUUUUCCUGUUUGACGUUCUAGAACCAUUUUUCCUUCUCGAUAUUCUAGAACCAUUCCAUUUCAAAGCACUUUCAACGAAUCUCUCUGUUUAUGUUGUGUGUGGAGGGGGGGGCAGUUUCUUAAUGGAAUGGUUUGGGAAUAUUCACGUACUUGGGUGCAGACGGGAUUGCGAGGCAAGUGCAUGUCGCUGUGGAGUUAGCGAGAGGGGGUGUUCUCGAAGGCGAGCUUCCAGUCAAGAAGUGCAUUCUUACGUUGCCAGGAUGAUGCGUUUCUUUCUCUGUAGGGUAGUGUAAGUUUAGGAAUCUUUUGGUGCCAACUGGUGUUUGAGAGUAGGGGCCUUUAAAGGUUUACCUCGAGAAGGUGUAGUUUAAGGGUUAGGGAGGUUUUGAAACACUAAAAUAUAUAAUUUAUAGUUAAGGCUAAAAAGAAUAUUUAUUGCAGAGGAUGUUCGUAAGGCCAGUAUGAUUUAUAAAGUAAUGUAAUCUCCCCUUGAUUUAAACACACACACACACACACACACACCUUUCUGCCUUUGGUGUUAUGGGUUUCACACAGUGUAUAACCGUUAGGUCCUUUUUUAUAGGAGAGAGAACAAAAGUCCUGAGAAAAAAAAACACAGCACGGAUUGUGCCGUUUGGUUCCCAGGGCGGGAACCCGAUCCGAGAGGCAUCAGUUAGGUGGAAAAUUAGGGUACUCGAAACCAGUUCAGCCCCCCCCCCACAUUCUUGUCCCCUUGUCCCCUCCUUUUAAGAAAGGUUAGCAACCCGUAGACAAUUUGCACAUCUUGGCUGUGUACCUUUUUUGUAACGACUGCAUAGGGAGUGUCGGGAGGUAGCGAGAGCACAGGGCUGGUGCUUGGCGAGGGCGCGAGGUGCGUGUGCGCGGAGGGCUGAGGGCGGGACCACGCGACGGGCAGGCUGCCGCUCUGCUUCCUGAUUCGCUGCUACCGAUGACUUCCCAGCACCCGGUUUGGAAACAGAUUCACGUUGCUUUUCUGUGUCUCUUUCACAUUGUUUUGCUGCUAUUGGAGGAUCAGUUUGUUUUGUUUUGUUUUACGAUGUCAUAUACUGCCAUGUUCUAGUUUUAAUUUUCUCAUAGAAAAAUGUAUUAAGGAUGCCUUUUUUUUUUUGUAGAUUUUUUUUUUUUAUGUGAUCAAUUUUGACUUAAUGUGAUUACUGCUCUAUUCCAAAAAGGUUCCUGUUUCACGAUACCUCAUGCUUCUCUUAGCCAUGUGUAGACCAGGCGGUCAGGCCCCGUCUGGCCCGCGGCCUCCUGCUUCGGCGAACAGACACGCGGACGGGAUCCCCAAACGGGCCCGGCGGGAUGGGCUCCGGGCCGCGUUCGUGCGCGCAGCCCGGCAUCCCCGAGGCCCGGGUCACAUCCGCCUCCUCCUCCCUGCGCCUGUGAUGCUGGGCUGUCCUCCUGACCUGGGACGUACCACCACUGUGGUUUUUACAGCCGUGUCGUUCUUUGCGUGUAGCUAUGAAAGUUGCAUUAUUAUAAUUAUUGUGACGAGUGUGUCCUAACGUGCCGCGUGGUGCUGUGCUGCGGGGCUCCGUCAUUCUGGACGCUCAGAGCGGCUUUGGGACCGGGUUACAGCUCCGGCCGUGUGGCAUCUGUCAUUCUGUACCCGCGUUUUCUGUGUGUUGCUCUCUUCAGUACAGCGUGAUGCUAAUGUCAAAGGACUCCAAGCCUCAGUGAGGCCAGCUAACAGUGCCGUGUUCCCGUGUCGCCUGGCACGCUGCUCGACUCCAAGGAUUUGCACCAUCUGCGGCCCCUGCCCCAGCGGGGUCAGCCUGUGUGCUCCCAGGCCAUUGGCAGGCCCCGAACCCGCCCCACCCCGCCCCGCCCCGCCCCGCCCCUGCAGGAGCACUGCCUCCACUUACCUCAACCCUUCUGGCUGCGGCAUCUCUGUGUCUGAACCAAACGGGGCCCUUGAGGGACGGUCUGUCCUGGUGGGGGGGGUGUGAACGUCGUGUGUGCUCAAAGGCCGUGGCCGGUCCGGGGAGCACAGCGGAGUCUGUCCUGUGACCAGCAAGUCUGUGAGGGUCUCUUGGCGGGUGGGCAGCUGUGGUCUGUGUGUAUUUUGGUUGCACCCUGCGGCGUUUCCCAGCACAGACAUGUAACCGGCACGUUGCCAGCAGAAAACAAAAGACAAACGUGAAAAGUCUAGAAAUAAAAUUGGUAAAACCCC